Metarhizium acridum CQMa 102 is the source of this 2550-nucleotide messenger RNA. Lineage: Eukaryota; Fungi; Ascomycota; Sordariomycetes; Hypocreales; Clavicipitaceae. The record is from RefSeq and is a predicted model, not a curated record.
AUGGUUCCUCUUUUAGCACCGAGUUCGUACUCGGGCCAACCCGUGCGACCUGUGUCGUCAGCAAUGAAGCUUGAGCCCGAAUUUCCGUUGGAGACUACGCUGACAAAUGAUGGCGCAAAACUCGGCAAGAAAAGACCCAUAGUUGCUCAUAUCAGGGAUUUCAUAGUUGCUAUACUCGUAGGCCGGGAGAAAGGCAUUUUCAUCAACGAAAACGUGAAUACUAAGGAGUCUGUUGUUCUCUGCUGGCACAACUGGCUUCAUAAUUUGAGCGACUCCGUGUCCCGGGAUAGUAACUUUGUCAAGGACCAUGACCUCGCUGUCGGCAGUAUCGAAGUGCUUAUGGAUCAGCCGAACACUAACACCCCUGGGGACAUUAUGCUUUUCAAGCUGUUUGCUGCUUUACCCCUCAGUGUUGACCCCUCUGUGAUGGCUCGUCGGGCGCUUUGUGAUGGCCCAUGUUCCGGUGAGAAUGGCGGUGUGCAGAUGCGUCAAGCGGACCAACAAAACAGCCAGCCAAGCAGGUCCAAGCAAGUUAAUUACGUCGAUACACUUGGCAACUUCGAUGCUGCUCCCCGGCCCCUCAAUUUGUCCGAUGUGGAUGGACUUGGAUCGAGAGGGUUGACAAACGAGGGUCAGGGCCGCGACCUCCUUGCCUCCUUCACAACACGUCGUGGCACAGAGUUCAUUUUGCUAUUUUCAACUUCCCUCGCCCUCCAAAAAUCCGGCUCUUUAAAUCGCAUCACCCUUACCGUUUUUUUAACUGUGAGGCAUGUUGAAUUCUCAGCUUCUCCCGUAGGAAAGCACUCACCAGCACCUCAGCUGGCCACCAUGGACGAAGAAGAAAUUUUCGACAACAUAGACGGCCGCAUGCAUGGACCCAUGCCCGGGUUCAUAAGAAAGUUCUUUGGAAAAUCCCCCCAUACUCACCGAGACGAUGGACGGGAGGUCCAGUCACUUGCUCCAACCCCCGACAGUUUCCUGCACUGGUUUUCAAACUUUGUAUCCGAGAAAUCCGAUGCUGACCGAGCCUCGUGGCACGUAUUCAGAAACACCGUAACGGCGAACCAGGAGCAGACUGACGUGGGGACAAGUCUCCUCCUGACUAUGCCUCCAUCACCAAACCCGAACGGCCAGAUCAGUUGGAGCCAUGUCCAAGUCAUUGGCCAAUUCAACCACGAUGACGUUGGUUAUCAAGACGGACUGUUGCGUCUCUGCCAAUCCGCCCAGCGAGUUUUUGCUAGUCAGCCGAUCCGACUCUUCCUCCAUGGCUUUUACAUACGUGGUUCACUGAUCGAAUUUUGGCUCUUUGAUAGAUCGGGGUUAUAUUGCAGCGAGGUAUUCGACGUUCAGAAAGAUUUCGAUCAAUUGGCUUUCAUUGUGCUUAACUACGGCCAGAUGACCGACGAGCAACUAGGAAACCUAAAACUAAUUAAGACUGACGAAGAAGGAAGCUACAUAAGUAUUGAGAGUGCGGCAAAAUCAAAUUUGGAGAAACUCUACCUAGAAUGCCAACCGAUUGCCCGUCGUGAAGACCUCGUCGGGACAGGGACAACCUGCUACCGUGCCAAGCCAUCCGGCUCGAAUCACUGGAAUUACGUCUUGAAAUUCAAAUGGAGAUGGGCCAGACACCGCCCGGAGGACGAGCUACUCAGGCUAGCCAAGGAGAAAUGCGCCACAAGUGUCGUCUCCCUCGACUAUUACAAGGAAAUCCAAAGUACAGCAGAUUUGCGCGCGGGUCUCCGAUGGGGGACACAUAGAAAGUUUUCCAGCGAGCAGCACUCGGGUAGCAGACACAAAGGCGUUGACGACCUGCGUCAACCGACCGGACUAGCCGCGUACACGGAGGAAACCGACAACUACUUCCAAAACCGUAUUCUCACUUGUGUCCUUACGUCUCCUGCCGGUAGACCACUUGACACGUUUCGAUCUCCAUUAGAACUGCUUCAAGUAUUCCGUGAUGCUAUCCAGUGUCAUCGAUCACUCUACCAAGACGCCAAGAUUCUUCACCAGGAUGUCUCUGCGGGGAACAUGAUUAUUCUGGAUAAUCAAGAAGGAGGGGGACCAAAAGGGACGCUGAUAGAUCUUGAUUCUGCCAUACAUCUUGAAGCCGACUUGGAACGUCCUCCAAGUAUUACUGGAACUAGACCAUUCAUGGCCAUUGGCGUCUUGAAGCACCAUCGUCACACUUACAGACACGACUUGGAGUCUUUUUUUUAUGUGUUUCUGUGGAUAAUUGUAACCAAUCGCGCCGACGAUCCCCCGGAAGCGAGCAAGCUCCGCCAAUGGAGCAAUGGCAACUGGGACGAACUAGCUGCACGCAAGUCUCGCGAUGUGGACUGCGAUGGUUUUGCAAGUAUUUUGGGGGAGUUUCCUGUAGAGUUUCACCCCCUAAAGUCACUUGCCGAAACAGUUUGGAAGAUAUUGUUUCCACUGCGAGAUGGGACGAUGUGGAUUGGCACUGAUACCAAGGCUGAAGCUGUGGACAGGCUCUAUGAUCAAGUGAUUUACGCUUUUGAGGAAGCAAUAGUUGGUCUUGGGUCUCUCGAGUAG